AUGUCAGGCGGAGAGUUGAUUUCUGUGGAUUAUGAAGUAUUUGGAAGAGUACAGGGCGUCUUUUUUCGGAAAUAUACACAGGCCCAGGGCAAGAAGCUUGGACUUGUCGGGUGGGUCCAAAACACAAGUAUGGGAACCGUGCAAGGGCAGGUCCAGGGUCCGCACAAGAAAGUGAAAGAAAUGAAAGAGUGGCUGAAAUCCACAGGAAGUCCCAAGUCACAGAUUACUAAGGUGGAGUUCAAGAACCAGAGAGAAGUUGACCAUCUGGAACAUUCAUCUUUUGACAUUGUAAAAUGA
Molecule: messenger RNA, 297 nt
Organism: Nerophis lumbriciformis (worm pipefish)
Lineage: Eukaryota; Metazoa; Chordata; Actinopteri; Syngnathiformes; Syngnathidae
Source: RefSeq, a predicted model, not a curated record